AUGUGGCCACAGCCCUCUGACGAGGCUGGUCAACCGAAAGCCGAUGCCAGUUUUGGUACAUUUCGAGUCGUUAAGGGUGCUCGUCAAUUGGUUGGUCAGUUUGUGCUUACGUCCGGGAGCUGUAGUCUGGUUGACACCGUCGCUGAACGGUCCUUGUCCUCCGCCCAUGCCCUCUGUGUUGGGCUGCGUUACAGCAGCCACGGUGAUCGUAUAGUCGGUUCUCGGCUCCAAGUUGUACACGGUUGUUGGGUUGUCGGCUUGUCCGAUACUCAGCCUGAUCACAGUCGAUCCAGUCAGCGUGUUGACGACCUUGACGAUGUAGCCUUCGAGAAAUCCGUUCGAGACGGUUGGUCGUUGCCAUCCGACGGUGACCUCGCUGAAGCUGUAGCCGGCCACCCUCAGUUGGAGCGGAGCCGAGGGGGCUAA
Messenger RNA from Protopolystoma xenopodis, 426 nucleotides. NCBI's taxonomy places the organism in Eukaryota, Metazoa, Platyhelminthes, Monogenea, Polystomatidea, Polystomatidae. The record is from the annotation of a GenBank genome assembly.